Messenger RNA from Blastomyces dermatitidis ER-3, 468 nucleotides. RefSeq lists its product as uncharacterized. The record is from RefSeq and is a predicted model, not a curated record. The coding region runs from base 1 to 468 and encodes 155 amino acids. Lineage: Eukaryota; Fungi; Ascomycota; Eurotiomycetes; Onygenales; Ajellomycetaceae. The transcript has a single exon.
AUGCCGCUGCUAGAACUUGUCCCGUCACUAGCUACGCCGCACGCCUUGAUCGAGCGCACGCGUGCGGGAGACGAUAGGGUUUGUGGCGAACAGCUUGCGUAUGCGCUGCUGCGGGAGGCUGCGCAUCUGGUGUGGUUGGGGUGGACGAGCUGGAUGCCAUUGUUGAGAACUCGAUGGGUCCGCGGUGGACGGUUGCAGUGCCGUUUAAGUCGUAUCAUAUGGGGCGGUGGAGAAGGGCGGUUGAGGGCCUUCUUUGAGAAGAUUGGGGUCACAGCGCAGGCUUGUUGGGAGGAUCAGGAAGGAGUGGGCUUUGGGAAGGGGGAGGGCUGGGAGGAACGAGUGUUUCGUGAGACGGAGGAGGUUUAUGGACCGUCUGUCGGGUUGAGUGUGCGGGAGAGGGAUGAGAAGACAAGAGCAGUACUGAAUGCGAGGGGGGAGGAGGGGUCGGUGCCGAAGAAGGACAGGUGA